GACAGGACUCGCCACAAAUCUGGCUAGUUGAAACGAAUGGAAAAAGCCACAGACUUACCCGGCCAAUCGGUGCGACGACGGGUGUAACUAUCUCUAGAAUCGUGUAGUUGAAAUACUUUCGACUUUGCACUGAACGUUCCAAAGUACAGAGGCCUGGCUACUUAGCUACAAUCGAGUUGUUUUAGUUUUUAUUAAAAAAGUGCACCCUCGGUUAUCAGUUUCAUUUAAUUCUUUUCCGCAUUUAUUUCCCUCGCUUCGAGCCUUGUUCUCGCCAGGUGGUUUCUUUAUGUUCAUUUCAUUGUCUAAUCUAUGUGGAUAUGACGACUUUUGAUUUAUUGACCAGGUCCACUAUUUCCACAAUCUAUUUGCCUUUAUCAGGGCUUUGCUUUUUAUGCGGCAAUUAUCAUAUCCGAUUAACUUUCUUUUAUUUUGCUUUAUAAUUCCGCGAGUGUCAGGACUUACAAUUCGACAAUUGCAUAGGUUGUCAGGUUGAAAUCGCAGGUGGUCCUGAUAACAGAAUCAUGAAGUUAAGAAAUCGUAGAAUAUAUCUACCUUAUUUUGAAAUGGAAAUAUUCACACAUAGUAGGCUUUGGAAGUGAGACAUCCCUAGCUCUCAGCCCAAAAAUAAAAAACAUUUCGAAGUGAGUGUUAGCUGAUCACAGUUCCUGCAAAAUAAAUUAGUCUUGUUAACUGAAAGCCUAAGGCAUGGCGUUUAAUAGCCCGGUUUUGGUGCCUGUCCUCAAGGCCGAUGAUGACGAAGAGGAGUUAGUUGAUCCGCAAGCAGCCCUUAGGGAGAAGUGCCAGGCCAAGGGUCACAUUGGGUCCCUGUACAACAAGUAUCAAGAGUGCAAUGAUCGUGUGAAUGGCAAGUCCAAAACCACUGAGACGUGCAUGGAGGAAUUGUUCGACUUCGUUGCUGAGUUGGAUCAUUGCGUUGCUCACAGUCUCUUCUCGAAACUCAAAUAGUUUCAAGUUCUAGCAAUGCUUAAAACUAAAAUUGGCAAUUAAAUAAAGGAAGCAUACUAAAAUAUAAA
Molecule: messenger RNA, 1034 nt
Organism: Drosophila sechellia
Lineage: Eukaryota; Metazoa; Arthropoda; Insecta; Diptera; Drosophilidae
Gene: UQCR-11L
Product: Ubiquinol-cytochrome c reductase 11 kDa subunit-like
Exons: 1
Coding region: 706-966 (86 amino acids)
Biological process (GO): mitochondrial electron transport, ubiquinol to cytochrome c
Cellular component (GO): respiratory chain complex III
Source: RefSeq, a predicted model, not a curated record